AUGUGUCUCCACAUCCACAAGACGACACGGGAGACGCAGUCCGGUUCCAGGCGCCGCCGCCCUCCCGCCGAGCGCCCGGGCGGCGUCCGCGAGCAGCAGGGCGACAGGUGCCGCGUCUUGUCCACACCCCAAGGGCCGGGAGGCCUUGAGGCUGGCUCGGCAACGGGAACAAGAACCGACUUCCGCGAGGAGGACCUAGGAAGAACAGCCACGGGCCACCGAGAAUGGGGCACCAAGAACAGGGCACCAGAACAGGGCACCAAGAACAGACACCUGCGGAGUACAAGAACAGACAGCCUACGGACAGAACACAAAGAACAAAAAAGUGCGGAGAAUAGAGCACCAAGAAUCAGACAUAGGAAGAACACCUCGAAGAGACCUAACCAAAGAACAGAGAAACCAAGAACAAGGCACACGAAGAACACAACAUCGAGAACAGCGAGAGGGAUGAGAACCCAUAGUACCGAGAGGAAAAACGUUCCCAAACGACAGCAUUGGGGAGAAGCCGCUGGGCAAAACCACGAGGCGGGAGGCCGAAGAGGCCGCCGCCCGCCGCCCGCGGGCAGGAGGAUCCCCGAGCAAGAAACGCAACUCCUGACACAUCCCCUUCAAGAACUGCAACUCCAGACUCCUCCUGCAACCUUUCCGGCUCCCAGAACACAUUCGAGCGAGAACGCCCCCCCCCCACCCCCGACCCUGCCACUCAACCCCUUCUCCAGGGCAGGAGGCGGCGUUCGUUCGCGCGACGGCAGCAUCCGCUUUAACGUCGCCCCGAACGAACGCAGCCAACCCCGAGAGCGGCCCCGACCCGAGCGAACGCGGCGGCACUCGGGGGCCGAAUGGACGGACUUUCGAAGCCUCUCGCUGUCCUUCCUUCCUGAGUUACGAACACUCGGAGCCCAAGUUCCCCGCUAUCGGAAAACAAUAGAAAUUCUCGCGGCCCGGCCGUGUUUACUCUCUUAUAUCCGCGAGUACACAACUUCUAUCGCAAAUCCAUGCUAA
This is a messenger RNA of Penaeus indicus, 1002 nucleotides long. RefSeq lists its product as uncharacterized. Lineage: Eukaryota; Metazoa; Arthropoda; Malacostraca; Decapoda; Penaeidae. The transcript has 7 exons. Bases 1 to 1002 code for a protein of 333 amino acids. The record is from RefSeq and is a predicted model, not a curated record.